This is a messenger RNA of Erigeron canadensis, 638 nucleotides long. RefSeq names its product ubiquitin-like protein ATG12. Bases 100 to 387 code for a protein of 95 amino acids. The record is from RefSeq and is a predicted model, not a curated record. The transcript has 6 exons. Gene Ontology annotation, biological process: autophagy of mitochondrion; autophagosome assembly; C-terminal protein lipidation. Gene Ontology annotation, cellular component: phagophore assembly site membrane; Atg12-Atg5-Atg16 complex; cytoplasm. Lineage: Eukaryota; Viridiplantae; Streptophyta; Magnoliopsida; Asterales; Asteraceae.
AGAAAGCACACAAAGAAGGAAAAAAGGGAUCCGACCCGAGAGAAAAUAAAAUUACAUUCGUCUCAACCGGACGGAGAACAAGAAAGAAACCGUGUGUCAAUGGCUUCCACCGACUCUCCGACUGCUGCACGUAAAGUUGUUGUGCAUUUGAGAGCUACAGGCGAUGCUCCGAUUCUCAAACAAGCCAAAUUUAAGAUUGCUGGAACUGAUAAAUUUUCCAAGGUGAUUGAUUUUCUUCGUCGACAACUUCACAGGGAGACUCUGUUUGUUUAUGUUAAUAGUGCAUUCUCUCCGAGUCCGGAUCAACUAGUGAAUGACCUGUAUGAUAAUUUUGGAUUUGAUGGGAAAUUGGUGGUCAACUAUGCAUGUUCGAUGGCUUGGGGCUAACUUUGACUAUGUAGAAGCGCGUGUACAGCUACAAAAAAAUGCAUUUGAUGUCAUUUUUAUAGACAUCCCAUCCAAAGAGCACAUUAAAGGUCAGUUGGAACUUUGAGCAAAUUUCAAAUAUUCGCAGAAUAUGUAUUGUUUGUGCCAAGUCCCGUUAUACGGUAGUAAUAAACUAAAGUACAUUAUAUUUUUCAUUGCAUGUAUAGUUUUUUGAAGAUAACUUAAGUCACAACUCAUUGGGGAGUGAGUGC